Anguilla rostrata (American eel) is the source of this 1682-nucleotide messenger RNA. Its product is annotated as E3 ubiquitin-protein ligase TRIM35-like. The transcript is spliced from 7 exons. Gene Ontology annotation, cellular component: cytoplasm. Bases 325 to 1554 code for a protein of 409 amino acids. Lineage: Eukaryota; Metazoa; Chordata; Actinopteri; Anguilliformes; Anguillidae. Gene Ontology annotation, biological process: protein ubiquitination. Gene Ontology annotation, molecular function: ubiquitin protein ligase activity; zinc ion binding; protein binding. The record is from RefSeq and is a predicted model, not a curated record.
UCUCCUUGUGAGAUGGGUAGGCAUGCUGGCCAGCUCUCGCCUUUUCAGGCCAGUAGAAGCGAGAGAAAAAAUGGCCUAGCUAGCUUUUGUCCAUCUCUUUGAUUCCCUGCUCAUUCCAGUUAGGGGACAUUACUGUCUGCACCUUGUAAAUCCCUCAAGAGCAGUCAGUUCAGGCACAUUAUCAUCUCAGUAUAUGGGCAUGAAGACUGAAGACAACAAGCCUGAUCAGCCAGUUUGUUCCAGUUUUGAACAACAUGGGGUGUGUUCUGUCCAAAGUUCAGCAAAACUAAAAGUGAAAGUAUCUGAGAGGACAGAGUCUGUAAAAUGGAGUCUUUGGUUCCCAAGGACGAGCUGUGUUGCUCUGUAUGUCACGAUAUUUUUAUAGAGCCUGUUAUCCUGAAAUGCAGCCACAGCUUCUGUAGAGAGUGUCUGAAGCAGUACUGGGAAGAGAAGAGCUCUCGGGAGUGUCCCAUCUGCAGGAGAAAGGCCUCUAGGGAGGAUCCUCCUAUAAACCUGGCCUUAAGAAGCAUUGUGGAGUCCUACUUAAAGCAGAAGACUGAGAGAGAAACUACUGACAAGAGUGAUGCUCGCUGCAGUCUUCAUGGGGAGAAACUUCUAUUAUUCUGUGAACAUGACAAAGAGCCUCUUUGUGUCGUCUGUCAGACUUCAAAAAAACACAGAAACCACCCAGUCUGUCCAGUGGAAGAGGCCGUACUGGAGCUGAAGGAGGAACUCAAGCCUGCACUUAAUCUUAUUAAAGAAAAACUGAAGAGGUUUACUGACGUGAAACAAGACUGUAAAAAAACAGCUGAACACAUCAAGAGUCAGGCCCAGCACACAGAGAGGCAGAUAAAGGCAGAGUUUGAGAAGCUCCACCAGUUCCUGCGAGAGGAAGAGGAGGCCAGACUAGCUGCUCUGAGGGAGGAAGAGGAGCAGAAGAGUCAGAUAAUGAAGGAGAAGAUAGAAAACAUCAAAGGACACAUCUCCACUCUUACAGACAAAAUCACAGCUAUAGAGAAGGCCAUGGACACUGAAGACACCUCCUUUUUACAGAGCUACAAGAACAUCAAGGAAAGAGCCCAGUGCACACUGCAGGAUCAAGAGCUGCUCUCAGGGGCACUGAUAGAUGUGGCCAAACACCUGGGCAACCUGAAGUUCAGAGUCUGGGAGAAGAUGCUGGAGAUGGUGCAGUACACUCCUGUGGUGCUGGACCCCAAUACUGUACGUGCCACUGUCUCUCUCUCUGAUGAUCUGACCACUGUGAGACACACAGGUACAGAGCAGAAAUAUCCUGCCAACCCAGAGAGGUUUAGCAACUGUGUGAGUGUGCUGGGAUCUGAGGGGUUUACCUCAGGGAAACACAGCUGGGAGGUGAAGGUUGGGAAUAAACCUGAGUGGGAUAUAGGAGUGGUGAAAGAGUCCAUCACUAGGAAGGGAAAUAUAACAGACAGCCCAACGACAGGAUUCUGGGUCUUAACGCUGAGGAAUGGUGAUGAUUACCAUGCAGCUGGAGUUACUGUCCUCACACUGAAGAGGAGACCCCAGAGCAUCUGAGUGCAGCUGGACUAUGACAGGGGGAAGGUGUCCUUCCUCAACCCCAGUGACAUGUCACUCAUUUACACUUUUAAAGACACAUUUACUGAGAGAGUGUUCCCGUACUUCUCUCCAUAUUUGAAAGGAGA